UUUUUGGUACUUUUUGGUUAUCUCUGUUAUUAAGUUUGUGUCUCAGAUUUUUCCUUAAGAUGUAUAUAAUAAUCGGAUCUUCCUUUUAUUUAUUAAUGUCUUUCAUUUGAAAAUUCCAUGGGGGAAAUGGUCUGGAAUUGGAUAAGAAAGAAAUUCUGACCAUUAUGUACAUUUUAAGGAAAACUCUGAUAGUCAAACUAGGAGAGAAGGGAUAUCAAAAAAAUAACUUAUUUCUCUAGAUUGAAAAAAUUUUUUUCGAAGACUAGCAAAAUGUCGAAGGCUUCUCUUAAAGGUAUAGAUGACUUGGCACAUUUAUUAAAAGGCGUCGCAUCAAAGGAGAUCAAGUCAAAAUACGCGACUGAUUAUUACGAGGAAUAUGAAAAGCUUAUGAAGAACCAUUACAAGAAUAGAAAGAGAAGGGAAGCCACCGUCCCUCAACCAACAUAUGAGAAGCUUUUUUCAAAGAAGAAUUCAACAAAAAGUAUUUUUUUCAAUAAAGUAGAUCAACUUGAGGAACGUCAACUUCCAUAUUGGCGUCAGUUGGACAAUGCAAAAAUGGAGUUGUUGGAUAGAGGUUUGGGACCGCGUAAUAUUCUUGAAGAACAGAUUGAAUGGACAAAGAAGGGGAAGAUGUGGCCCUAUCCAAUUGAUAAUGAAUAUUUGCUUGGAGAAGAGGACAAUGUCAGCUUUGUCGACCACGUCUUUCUUGAAGCAGAACUUUCAAAGCAUAAACUUCCACGUUCUGAAGCUAUUGAUCAUUAUAUGGAACUUGUACUUACCGGUCUUUCAAAGAAUCCGUACAUGUCUGUAGAGAAGAAACACGAACAUAUUCGUUGGUUUGCUGAUUAUUUCAAAGGCGCCGCUGAAGGAAAAUACAAAGAAUUAUUGUGAUAGUUGU
Meloidogyne enterolobii is the source of this 898-nucleotide messenger RNA. The record is from the annotation of a GenBank genome assembly. Lineage: Eukaryota; Metazoa; Nematoda; Chromadorea; Rhabditida; Meloidogynidae.